AUGUAUAACAACCAGAAUGGAACGGCAGCCCCCGGAGCCAACGGGGGCCAGAGCUACGGAGCUGUGUACAACCAAGGAUCAUCCUACAACUACAAUUAUGGACAAGGACAAGGAAAAGGAAACAAUGAACAAAAAGGAUACUACUAUGAUGCACCCACAAGAGCCACAGCAGCCAAUGGAGGACUCUACGACGAAUUCUCCCUUAACGAAUUCUCCUCCACCAAAAUUAGACAUGGCUUUAUUAGAAAAGUAUAUUCCAUAUUAUCCCUCCAGCUCCUGAUGACUUUUGGCUGUUCAGCAUUAGCAGUUCUGUACCAACCAUUUAAUACCUUUAUUGUGACCAACUACACUCUCUUCUUCGUCCUUGGUAUUAUAUUAAGCUUACCCAUAAUGAUAGCUUUGGCUUGUGCCCCCAACAUGGCAAGAAAAUACCCAAGCAAUUAUUUCCUACUUCUUUUAAUAACCCUUGGUAUGACUCUAAUUGUGACCUUAGCAAGUGCCAGAACGAACUCCGAAAUAUUUUUUUAUGCCUUUGGGACAACGUCUGUUGUGGUAGUAGGGUUAACCAUUUUUGCCUUUCAAACCAAAUGGGAUUUCACCGGAUGGUACGUAUAUUUGUUUAUGGCCUUUUUAAUAUUAAUGGUGCUAGGUAUUGUGGGUAUUUUUGUACGCAGCAAAGUUUUUAAUUUAGUGUUUGCAGGUAUUAGCGCCUUCCUCUUGUCCGUUUCCAUCAUCGUCGACACACAACUCAUUAUUGGAGGCAAACACAAAAAAUAUGAAUUCUCCGUUGAUGAUUACAUUUUUGCCACCCUGGCCCUUUACAUGGAUAUAAUUAAUUUGUUUCUUUCCAUCCUGUCGAUUUUUACCAACGCCGAAUGA
Molecule: messenger RNA, 879 nt
Organism: Plasmodium fragile
Lineage: Eukaryota; Apicomplexa; Aconoidasida; Haemosporida; Plasmodiidae
Exons: 1
Coding region: 1-879 (292 amino acids)
Cellular component (GO): membrane
Source: RefSeq, a predicted model, not a curated record